GACUCGAGGCCCGCCUUCGGGUCGCUUUCGGCUGUGUUCGUAAACAAGAGCUCGUUAUCCACGCUACCCCAGGCGGGCUACCAGGGGCAGGUGUCCUUCUCGUUAAUGUCAGACGUGUUGGUCGACAGUUUAGCUUCUAAUGUAUUUAAAAACUUGUUUUUAGGGGGGGGGGGUCAUCAUGAGAGUGAGUAAGGUGUGUAAAGAACACCAACGCAACGGUCGUUCACCAGCCGCCUCUCCUAGCUUAAACCGACCGCUGUUCGCUUCUAAUUGAGGACGUUUUUAAUGUGUAGUUUUUCUUCAAUUGUUUUACACACAAGCCGUCCGUUUGUUGCCCCCAUCUGACACUUGAGUCGGAAGCGCCGCGACGAGGAGGAGCAUCCCACUGGUGUUUAUUACACGCCGUGGACGAAGCCAAGUGGAGACGAGACAAGAGUGGGACAGGAGACAACAUGUUCGAGACAAGAGGAAUCCCCUUCGUGGUGCUCGACGUCGUAUGCCUGGUGCUUGCUGGACUCCCAUUCGUAAUACUCACUGCGCAACACAAACCUUUCCGCCGAGGCUUUUUCUGUAAUGAUGAUUCUAUCAAGUACCCGCUUAAAGAGGACACCAUUUCCUAUCAGUUGUUAGGAGGUGUCAUGAUUCCUCUCACAGUGCUCACUAUGAUCGUUGGCGAGUGCCUCUGCGUUCAUCUCAAGCGCCUCAAGUCCAAGUCGUCGUUCGGCAGUUACGUGGCCCGCGUGUACAAGGCGGUCGGCACCUUCCUCUUCGGCGCCGCCAUGAGCCAGUCGCUGACGGACAUCGCCAAGUACUCCAUUGGCCGCCUCCGGCCGCACUUCCUAGACGUGUGUAAGCCUGACUGGGAGAACAUCAACUGUUCGGUGGGAGAUUACGUAGAAAACUUCACCUGCAGCGGAGACCCCACCAUGGUCAACGAGGGCAGGUUGUCCUUCUACUCGGGCCACUCAUCAUUCUCCAUGUACUGCAUGUUGUUCCUGGCGCUGUACCUGCAGGCUCGUCUGCAGGUGGACUGGGCCCGCCUGCUGAGGCCAACCCUCCAGUUUUUCCUCAUCGCCGCCUCCGUGUACACGUGCUUGUCCAGGGUGUCCGACUACAAGCACCACUGGAGCGACGUGCUGGCUGGCCUCCUGCAGGGGGCGCUCAUGGCCUUGCUGGUGGUCUUUUGUGUGUCCGACUUUUUCAAGCAGCCUUUGGAUUCCUGCAAGGAGGUGGACAUUCCCCACACCAGCCUCCAGGAGACCCCAACAAACGGAAACCACUUUGAGAGUCCCAACUAAAGCCGAAGUGCUCACCUCA
This is a messenger RNA of Entelurus aequoreus (snake pipefish), 1317 nucleotides long. RefSeq names its product phospholipid phosphatase 1a (gene plpp1a). The coding region runs from base 453 to 1298 and encodes 281 amino acids. Gene Ontology annotation, biological process: phospholipid dephosphorylation; phospholipid metabolic process; signal transduction. The record is from RefSeq and is a predicted model, not a curated record. Lineage: Eukaryota; Metazoa; Chordata; Actinopteri; Syngnathiformes; Syngnathidae. The transcript has 6 exons. Gene Ontology annotation, molecular function: phosphatidate phosphatase activity.